CCCCCUCCCCAUUCCCGCCUGUUCUGCCCCCUCCCCAAUCUGAGCCCCCCCCCCCCAAGCAGCGCUCGGGGAGGGGGCAGCGCCUCCAUGGUGGGGGGGGUGAAAUUUGGGGGUGCCCUCACCCCCCCAAACCCCCCCAGGGCCCCUCUGUGGCAACUCAGAGCUCAGAGCACGGCGGGGAGCUGGGAGGACGCCCUGCACGGGACCCCCAUCGUGGCCUUCGCCGUGGGGGAUGAUCCCGAUGGGUUCGAGUUCGUGGAGACGCUGAGGGAGGUGGCCCAGGACAGGAGGGACCAGCCCGGCUUCAGCAUCCUCUGGAUCGACCCCGGAGAUUUCCCGGGGCUCGUCCCCACCUGGGAGGACACCUUCGACAUCGACCUGUCCCGGCCACAGCUGGGCGUGGUCAAUGGCACCGACUUAGCCAGCAGCGUGUGGCUGGACAUGGAGGAUGAGGAGGAUCUGCCGGGGCCUGAGGAGGUCCUGGAGUGGCUCCAGGAGGUGCUGGAGGGGGACACUGGGGAUGGUGAGGAUGAAGAGGAUGACGAUGAUGAAGAUGAUGAAGAGGAUGACGAUGAUGAUGAAGAUGAUGAUGAUGAAGUUGAUGACGAUGAUGAUGACUGACAACAGUGACGACAACGGUGAUGAUGAUGGCAAUGACAAUGAUGACAAUGAAAAUGAUGAUGAUGAUGAUGAU
Molecule: messenger RNA, 694 nt
Organism: Melospiza georgiana
Lineage: Eukaryota; Metazoa; Chordata; Aves; Passeriformes; Passerellidae
Gene: CASQ1
Product: calsequestrin 1
Exons: 5
Coding region: 88-621 (177 amino acids)
Biological process (GO): regulation of release of sequestered calcium ion into cytosol
Cellular component (GO): sarcoplasmic reticulum lumen
Molecular function (GO): calcium ion binding
Source: RefSeq, a predicted model, not a curated record